AUGAAGGAGGAUCGGAUUUCCAUCUAUGCAGAGUUGCUCUCGAACAUCAGACAAGUCUCCAUCGCUGCUUCAUUGCCGUCGCCUCCAGGUCCCAGGACUGUAGCCAAAGUUUUCGAUGGCGGUCGACGGUUAUGCAUCGAGCAUGAUGGCCAGACCGAGGCCCUGGAUCUGCCAGGAACGGUGUUUGGCAAUACGACAUUGCAAGUUUCCCAAUCGGCUUCUCGCGAACUGACAUGGCGAUUGCCACUGUCUUCAGAAGGGACGCCAUUUCCGCACUUCUCACCCGAAACUCAGGCUGUUCCGUGGGUUGCUUCAGACCUUGAACAUGGGUCUGCCAUAUAUUGUCGAAGCUGCAACUCCAUCGUCAUUCCCAAGGACACCAUAGAAUCCUGGAAAGACUUGCCUAGCGAAAACUGGGCCGAAAUGAUGGAGUUUUGGCACUGUCACAAACCACACGAUCACAGUGAGCAUCAGCAAGAAAGCUUGGCAGAUAGAGGAUAUGGCGCCAAUAGUGUUAUAACUGCCCAGCCUGGCACUGGCUUUGUUGACAUUACCUCAUUCAUGUUUGAUGAAACCAAUUGUCAAAACUUACUUUUUUCGAUGUCCACUCUAGCAAAAGCUGCGAGAAAUAGCUCCGACGCUGUAGCAGAUGCAGCAUCGCCAAAGUUUCUACAUAUUUUCUGCAGUGAAUGCAAAGCAGAAAUCGGUCUUUUCAACAUGAAAAUCGGCUCAGUGACUCUGUUCAAGUGGCAGGUCAAAUGCAACACGACUGUGCCAAACAAUAGAGUCCCAAGCGGACCAGAGUGUCUUGCAGCAUCUCUUGUUGCAAAUAUCUCCAGAUCAGGAAGUGCGAAGUCGCUUAUAUCAGCACACGCGUCCGAAAAGGGGGAGAAUCUGACGACGCCGCUCUAUCUCUGGGUUCUGAACCCCAAUGUCGUCUACUCAUCCUCCUUUAUUCAGGGCAAGAAAACAGCGAUGAAGGUUCUGUAUCAGCAGAUUACCGCAGAAGAAGGCGAUAAACUUACAGAUUCAAUCGUAUUAGAUGUACAAGACUUGAGUCUUCCGACUGCCACGAUUCAAUUAUCAAGGGAGAUUCUAAAAUCGAGCAAUCGUCUACUGCCGGAAAAGGAAAGGUCCUUUAAAGAGUGGCAGGUCGGACUUUUGGAUCGUUGGGACGGAACAAGAUAG
Metarhizium brunneum ARSEF 3297 is the source of this 1188-nucleotide messenger RNA. RefSeq lists its product as uncharacterized. Gene Ontology annotation, biological process: proteasome-mediated ubiquitin-dependent protein catabolic process; protein autoubiquitination; protein polyubiquitination. Gene Ontology annotation, molecular function: cyclin binding; ubiquitin conjugating enzyme binding; ubiquitin protein ligase activity. The record is from RefSeq and is a predicted model, not a curated record. Lineage: Eukaryota; Fungi; Ascomycota; Sordariomycetes; Hypocreales; Clavicipitaceae. Gene Ontology annotation, cellular component: nucleus; ubiquitin ligase complex; cytosol.